CUUUUCUGACGCAAAGACCAUUGGGUUAGGCAAAACAGAGCAGGUCAUCAUUCAACCUCUCUGCGUGUGAGGAGACAACAGUACCACAGAGAAUAGUUAUGAUGGAGAUAUCACUUUAUCUCCUGCUCGGUCAUCUCCUCAUUGCUGGCGUUGGCGCUGGCUCUCCCUGUGUUCCUCCAGAGUGUCUGAACUGUAACACCACAGGAGCAACUCAGGCAGAUCCUUGUGCCAACUGCUCAAGUAAUCCACCAUCGUGUAUCACUAAACCUUCAGCUAUUCCAAAGAACUGCAAAAAAGACUUUCAGGUUUCCAUCAAAAGCAAUAAAUCCAAGGUAGAAGAGGGCGAAGACAUCGACCUCUCAUGCAUACACAACCUUCCCAAUUUGACUCUGAAGUUUGAGUGGAAGAGGAAUGGGAUGACACUCAAGGACGGAAGAAAUAAAACUGAGCUGUCUCUCAAAAAGGUGUUGUCAAACAAAGCAGGAAAGUACACCUGCACUGUGGUCAGCCGGUGUGGCAGAUACGAGUCUUCGCCACAUGAUGUCACUGUAAACAACAACACUGUGGUGCUCCUGGUGAUCUGUGGUGUUUCCGCAUUGGCCCUGGUCGUGAUUUUGGGGCUGGCCAUGAAGUUCAAGCUGAAAAGAGACAACGCUAAACACAGAGACAGGGCGAGGCAGAAGGCAAAGGACGAGCAGAGCAGGGUUCCAGCUCCGUUCACACCAAGAGAGUCCUAAAAAAGAACCAGCCGAUCACCUUCAAAACUCAUUGAUCGUGAUUCUGGGUUUUCUUUGGCAUCCAUGAUUUGUUCAUGUUUUCUCAGUGACCAUUUAUUUCUGGGAUUCACCAGUGUUUUAUUAUUUUUGCUCUUCUCUCAGGUGAGACAAUUUUACGUGUGGCACUCUUACCAAGAAAUGUAGAUUAUUAUGUUUUAAUUAAAAUUAUAUUACUAAAUUUAUAGGCUAAAGAAAUACUACAAUACUUAGUCCACUCAUCACCAUUAAUGUAAUUUCAGUUACUGUGUAAGACUGUGCAGACCCUCUGCUGAUCAGUGCUGAAAUGUAACAUACAUUUAAGCAUUUACUCAAGUUCUGUACUUAAGUACGAAUUAGAGGUAGUUUUACUUCACUUGAGUAUUUUAAUCUUAUGCCACUUUCUAUUUCUACUACACACAUCUGAGGGAAAUAUUAUUCUUUUUUACUCCACUACAAUUAUCUGAUAACUGUAGUUACUUUACAAGUCAAGAUUUUUGCACACAAACAAUAUAACAACUAAAAGUGCAACUGGAACGAUUAUUCGAUUGGCUAGAAAAUUAAUUGGUAACCUUUUUGACGAUCUUUUAAGACAAAUUUCAUGCAAAAAACAUAGUUCAUGGUUCCAGUUUCUGCUUUUAUUAAAAAAAAUAAUUCUAAUUAUUUUUGAUUUAUUACAUUUAUAUAAAAUGUUCUACAAUGAUUACUUUUACUUUAAGUAUGUAAAUACAUUUUCCUGAUUGUACUGACAUAUUUGUAACUUAAAGGAGCAAUAAGUGAAAUUCAUCAUUUCUAGAUUGAAGGAAUUAAAAAAUUGUUAUGUGAAGAACUAGAGGUGUAAUUUCAUCUGGAGUAUAGCAUGACCUCACACACCCUCUCUCUGUGUUGAUCUCCAGCCCAUUGUUUACAAGCCGGUCUGGCUGCGCGUUCACUGGGAUGGGUUAAUGUCUGGAGCUUGAGUUAUUAGCGGCUCGGUCCCAGCAAUGGGUCAGGUGUUACGGUUGUGUUAAGUGAGUAAGUUAGCUCGGCAGCCCAGCUAACAUUUUCACUUAGCACUGUAAAAUGUAGCCUCGCGGGCAGCCUGCAAGGCUACAUUUUUGUAAUAUAUUUGCUGAAAUGGAGGCGAGGCUCAGUAACUAGAAGAGAUGAUAGAAGCGCUCCAUAGCUGUAAGUUACUCCAGUAGCCAGUGGCAGCCGACUCGGCCAGAGACAUCGCCGGAUCCCAGCUAGUGCUAACACCGGGAGCUAACGCUAACGUUCCUACUCUUCUCCGUGAGUGAGAACGAUGUUUUAGCCUAGUGGGCAGCUGACUCGUGGGCGGAGAGCAGAGGUAGAGGGAGGAGUGGCUCAUGACACACUUUGUUUUGGUCUACAGGCAGUGCACAACAGCAAACCUAGCGGUGAAACGAUUUCGCUUUUUGCCCCUUUAAUUAACAUUGUCAAUGCAGGGCUUUUACUAGAAACUAAAGUUAGUAGUAAGUAUUUUACAGUGUGUAAAGAAUCUGAAUACUUCCUCCAGCGCUGCUGAUGCAGGAUCACAAAUGUUUUGACUUUGUUUUUGAUUUUCCUCUAACUUCAGGUCUGACACCUUAGAAAAUCACAAGUUAAUUAAUAGUACGAUAAUUUUACAACUGCAGAAGUUUUUCCUCUUGCAGUCUUUUUGUAGGCAUCUCCCCAGUUCUUGGGCAUGUGCCGAAGUCUUUGCGCACAGCACGACACCUACCCUUAUGGAGGGUUUAAGGGGUGUUACCUAUGCUACUAGGUUACUUAUGAUCAUUUGGGAUUCAUCAGUCACCACCUGGGUAAGAGCAAAUUCGGAUGGCUAAAAAUGUUUUAUGCAUCUGGAUUUGUCAUCUCAUAUUUCUUCUCUUGACUGAAAACUAAGAGAAAAUGUUAGAAAAAAUUAAGAGAAUUCUGCUGUAUUGUUUCAUAAUUUGCUGUGAUUUAAUGUAAUAUAGAAAUAAACUGUCUUUAAUCUCUGUCUCUGAGGCUACGUGUGUGUGAUCAGCUGAGGUUACAAGCUUAUGUAUAGCCAUUUCCAGAUCAGGGUGGAUCCUUCGUUCAACGCAGCAUUAAUGUUAACCACGCCCACCAGAAAGCCUGCUCAGUUGAGGAAAAGAGUCUAGAAACGUUAUAAUCCAGACACAGGACAGGCGCGCUCAAACUAAUCCCACUGAAUGCUCUACUCACAGGAACGCACACACUACAGACGACCCACACAGAGCAGCUUUACAGCAGCAGGCAUGUAAUGGAUAUAUGGGAUGAUAAUGCUAUCUACUCCUCUCCAAGAGAGGGAUGGAUGUGGGAUGUGGGAUUUGAGAGUUGACUUAUGAACACAGAAAUAAUAAGUUUGGUGGUUCAACAACAUGGUAUAAUCCUCUGGAGUUCGUGUGUUAAGCUCUGUGCACACUGUCACUCCUCAUGCUGCUCACAGUGCCUUUGUUUCUCUGUAUUAACAGCAGGUUUCCCCCCUCAGCCAUUUGGCAACAUGUCUGAACUUUUAUCUGUUUUUCUCCUCACAAUAUCCGUGUUUGAUAGUGUGUCAGGAAGGACUGUUUAUUCAGUUUCCUCCUAUAGCAGGUGGCUAAGGGAUAAUCCAGGUAAAGCCACUGCAAAGUGGAGAUGGAGGGAUGGAUAGAGGAGGAGGGGGAGGGGGGAUGGGGUGGCCUUUGCAUGGAUGACUAGGGCUAAUUCGGGCCUCCUAAUCCCAGUCCCAUCCACCCUCCCCCUCUUCCUGCUUGCUAACUCCACGGCGACAGUGAGGAGCAAUUGACGCCCAGGUAGACAUUACUAUCACAUACACACAUAGCACUUAACCCGCUCAAGUUUACAGAGGAGGAAGAA
Epinephelus fuscoguttatus (brown-marbled grouper) is the source of this 3596-nucleotide messenger RNA. RefSeq lists its product as uncharacterized. Bases 99 to 737 code for a protein of 212 amino acids. The record is from RefSeq and is a predicted model, not a curated record. The transcript is spliced from 8 exons. Lineage: Eukaryota; Metazoa; Chordata; Actinopteri; Perciformes; Serranidae.